Pyricularia pennisetigena is the source of this 397-nucleotide messenger RNA. RefSeq lists its product as uncharacterized. Bases 1 to 375 code for a protein of 124 amino acids. Lineage: Eukaryota; Fungi; Ascomycota; Sordariomycetes; Magnaporthales; Pyriculariaceae. The record is from RefSeq and is a predicted model, not a curated record. The transcript has 4 exons.
AUGGGAUUGGUCUUCGUGCAACAGACAGACGUUAAGAUCGACAACCACUCGCAUCCGACGUCGCGCAAUCUUUCAAACAAAACGCAACAAAAUAUGGCAACACAACAACCAGACGAUCACAGCGACGGUCCUUGGAGCGAAAAGAACAAGCGCAAGUUCCGAAACAAAGACCUUAGCGAAUUCUAUGACCCGUGCCAGGAAGCCGCCGCGAGGAGCAUACAAUGUCUGAACCGCAAUGGCGGAGAUAGGACCAUGUGCCAGGAUUAUUUUGCUGCGUAUCGCGAAUGCAAGAAACAAUGGAUCGGCCGCAAGAAAGAAGUUUACAGCAUCCCGAAAGAGUCCAAGUCUGGAGGUGAACAAGACCAAGGGCAAUAAUGACUCGGCCUUCCGAGAAUGA